This is a messenger RNA of Theileria parva strain Muguga, 3743 nucleotides long. RefSeq names its product CW-type Zinc Finger family protein. Lineage: Eukaryota; Apicomplexa; Aconoidasida; Piroplasmida; Theileriidae. The record is from RefSeq and is a predicted model, not a curated record. Gene Ontology annotation, molecular function: zinc ion binding. Gene Ontology annotation, cellular component: nucleus. The transcript has a single exon. Bases 242 to 3622 code for a protein of 1126 amino acids.
CGAAAAUUAUUAAUAUGAUAUUGUUUUGAUCCCAAAUCCCUUGUAGUUAGAGUUUUAUUUGUUUAUACUUACUUAUUUUAACGAUUUUAUUCCCUUCAUUUAAAUCUGGAACAUGACUAAUCUUACAUUUUACUGAUUCAACCGCCUUUUAAUUCGAAAGAAAAAAUUCCCAUUUUUCAUUUAAAUUAUUUUAUAAAUGGUGAUAACGUUUUUUCUGAAUUUCCCGCUAAGCUCUUAACAAAUGGCCGAUUCAGGACUAGAACCUAAUUACUCUCAGUCCUUCAGCAGAAAUACGACCAGCGACAGCUUAAACGCUGAGACUUAUAAAGUAAAUAAAGGAAAUCUCGAUGGUCAGCUGACUAAAACGUAUCAUGACCAGGAUAUGCCCACUGAUACGGCCACGUUAUCGGAUUCGAAAAUUGAAACUGAAAUCGCUCCUAAAGAUCAAGAAUUCUCAAGUGAAACCAAUAAUUUUAACCUUACAACUACUGCCGAAGAUAGUGAAAAAGUAGUCGCAUACAAUGAAAAUAAUCAAGAAAGUAGUUUAUUAAGUAAGGAAAACAGUGAAGCUACCAGCUUACAAGAAAUGAAAGGAGAACAGCAAGAAUUGAUAAAGGAAUUGAAUAUUCCAAUAGAGCUGGACCAGAAUUUCGCACCGCAGCCUUUUAAGUUUGACCCGAACGACCUUAAUAUUCCGAUAAAAUAUGACCACUCAGGAGAGGCAGCUCCUACAGAUUUACCAAGCUUGCUUAAGAAGUUGGAUAUCCCUUGUGAUUCUGACGUUUUAACGAGUAGUACUUACUCAAAUGAACAAUUUAAUCCACCUCCUGACAAGGCUUCGUCAGAAAUGGCAGAGUGUGAUGAUACUGAGCCGUUUUAUAUAUACCCAAAGACCAAAGGACAACAGAAGGUUUCACAAAAUUUGGGAUACAACAACGUGGGUAUGCCAAUGAAACACCAAUAUAACUCUAUGGAUUUUUCAAAUAAUCUCGGAUUACGGGAGUUGUCUAAUAAAUUGGGUUAUAGAGACACAGAUACUCAGAGAUUUAACGAUUUAUCAAGUAACCAAGAACUUAAUGAUUUAAAUAGACAUGAUUUUCCAGAUUUAAGAUACGAUUAUCAACAUGACAGAGCACCCCCGGGAUUACUAAACUAUGAUGUUUACGGUAAUAGACUUAUGGAACCUACCCGACAAGACUUUUACAAGAAACACCUAGAUACUGAUAUGUAUGGCUAUGAAGAUUCCAGAUACAAGAGAAGAAGAGGGUCAAGCCAAUACAGUCAGUCUCACAAUCCUUUCAGUAGUGACGAAAACUUACAACAUCAUAACUUGAAACUAAGUCAGGGACAAAUGAGUGAACCUGGUCUGGUUGGAAGAGAAACGACGGAUGUUCAUGGCAGAGAAUACUAUGACCCGGACCUCUAUAACAGAGACAUGAGAUAUAAACAGGAUUAUGGCAGAAUUACCUUUAGUGAUAUGGUUAAUGGGUUUCAGUCAACUAAUACCCAUACUUAUACCGACACCGCAGCAUCACACAGCUUUGCAGACACAUUUGAUAACUCACACCAACAAGAUGCUGUUCCUGGCCUUAACGUACAACCAGUUACUGUUGAAAAUUGGGCACAGUGUGAAAACUGUAAAAAGUGGCGCAGGUUACCGCUAAACGUUGACACUGAUCAGUUGCCAGAAACCUGGGUCUGCUCCUUGAACGUGUGGGAUCCAGUCUACAACUCGUGUAACGUACCUGAGGAAAUAUAUCCAGAACAUAACGCAAAGAAUGUUCAACCAGAUAAAAUUGUUGAUAACGAAAAUUUGGAGUUUAAUCAAGUGCCCAUGAAUAGAGUGGGCCAUCCCUACCACGAGCCUAAGCACCACAAGAGAGGACCAGGUAGGAGUAAGCUCGUCUCUAAAGGAUACAAUUUAAUGCACAAGGAUAUGAGUGAUAUUUCAGUUGAGGACAAAAGGUAUUCACGAGAUUAUACAGACAGGGAUGGCAUGAGGACACCGACAAUCAACAACAGGUACUAUGAGGACAAUAGUAGAAGAGAAUCAAGCAGAAGAAUGUCCAUGUCAAGGACACUUCUCUCACCUAUUGUAUCCAACAUCUCAAGCUAUGACGAGGAGUGUGAAGUGGUAAAGUUUAAUCUCCCCAGUGCAAACACUCAAUUUAACAAUGGUUACUUCAAGAAUGAAAGUACCAGUGUUAGUGGGGAGUACAACGAAGAGAACCAGACUAAUCCGUUUGCCCCUGAUUAUAAACAAAAUUUAAAGAGAAAGGGGCAAAAUGAGGAAAAAGGUAGAGAUACACGUUUAUCACACCCACUGCGAGAUAGACUAACACUUUACUCUGACAACUUGACAAGCCUGCUCGCCACCGAGUUACCUCAUAGUGCCUUAUUCCUGGAUAACUCUAAACGACACACCGUAAAAGAAGACGACUUUGCUCACGAUGAAACGAAACCUAAGGAAAGCGUUACAAAAGACGUAUACAUCAAGGAAGAGGGGAACAUUAACAUAAACUAUGCGUACAAGACUAGCUGGAACCAUAAAACCCCAGACUCGAAUGACAUGGGAGCUACAAGUUAUUCACAGCCAAAUGAACGAAAUUACCCUGAUCGAAAUAAGUUCAACGAGUUAUUGCACAACAGAAGUGACUUCCUCCGUAUAUAUAACAGGUUAUCGACACAAAUCCCAACAUUGAGUGAAAUCAAAGGCAACGAGGAGUCUCAAUUUUCAAACUCACCGGACCCUGAAUCAUCAGAUGACUCGGAAGAUUACGAUUCGGACGAUCAGCGUAGUAACCCAGACAUGGAUAACGAAGAUAAUAGAAACAGUGGUCGAAAUAGCAUAAGUAAGAUCAUUGACAAAAAUGACCUGUUGCAGUUGUUGUAUAAUUUUGCCCAAAAGCAGUUGAAUGGAGAAGAGGCUUCGACAGACCAAAACAUACUCCACUGCAACAAGUAUAACUACGUCAACACUAACCUUAGCAGCAUAAUCAAGUACAAGGAUCAACUCGACGCCACACACCCAAAUGAUUCAAUGGACAAUCCAGAGUUAGUUAAUUACGAACCUGUCAACUAUAAAAUGGAAGUUAAUAGUGAAGAUAGGGAGAGAAAUCACUAUCAGGCGAGUCGAGAAAGUUUAAAGACGGAUAAAGAAACUAACGAGGACUUGUCCAGAGAUGACCAAAGCGAUGACGAGGAGUUGACGGAUGACCAGAUGACUGAUGAAGAAUUUGAAGAUGACAACCACUUAAAGAUGGAUAAAAAGAGCCAUUUGGACUAUCCACUCCCCAACAUAAAGCAAUUGUCGAAAAGGUGUAGAAAUUUAGACAACCCUGACCAACAAAACCUAAAUUUAGAUGACCCGGAGAUAAACUCCAACUACUCAAUGUUAAUGCAGCCAAUACCCCAAAAUUUUAACCAAGGUGAUAAUUUGAACAACUACAACAAUAACAUAAUAAAAAUGCUCAGCAUACCGAUUUCCUACAAGUCAAAUGAGCAAGAAGUUAACAUACAACCUGACAACAUAAACCUCCUAUCACUGCCGAUUCCAGAUUUGUCACUACCGGAUUUAUCAAUGUCAGAUUUAAACAAUUCAAGCACCCAAUACGUUGCUUGACACGCCACUACUGACGCUACUCAGGUUAUAGAGAGUUCAGUACAAAUUAAUCAAAUAAAUUCCACCAAGCGCAUUUUUAAACCACUUGAAUGUGUAAAUUAAGUAAUGUACUAUAACUUUC